Oryzias latipes (Japanese medaka) is the source of this 1289-nucleotide messenger RNA. It is a transcript of the gene cdkn3, whose product is annotated as cyclin dependent kinase inhibitor 3. NCBI's taxonomy places the organism in Eukaryota, Metazoa, Chordata, Actinopteri, Beloniformes, Adrianichthyidae. Gene Ontology annotation, molecular function: protein tyrosine phosphatase activity. Gene Ontology annotation, biological process: protein dephosphorylation. The record is from RefSeq and is a predicted model, not a curated record.
CGUCGGACGGAGCGUCUCACCCGCAGCGCCUCCACCAGCGCCUCCAGGCGAAGAGCCUUGUCGCGGCAGCUCCUGCGGCUCUCCUGCAGCUCCUCCCUCAGGAAAUGAGAACAAAUGAGUUUGACUCUUCAUCUGAGGAUGAGGAUGUGGGAGAUGAAGAUCUGACUCCUCUGCACAUUUCUUGGUUACCUCUGUCUGCGGUCGAGUCUUCACAGUUCCUUGGAAUAUGUGGACUUCCAGGCUGCAAAUACAAAAACAUCCGCAGGGAUCUGCAGAGAGACGUUGAGGAGCUUCACAACCAGGGGGUGCAGGAUGUGCUUGUUUUCUGCACCAGAGGGGAGCUCAGCAGGUACCGAGUCCCCACCCUGCUGGAGGCGUACGAGCGGCGAGGCCUCACGGUGCAGCACUGGCCCAUCCCCGACGGAGAGGCGCCGGAGCUGGAGCAGUGCUGCCGGAUCCUGGACGAGCUGCAGCGCCACCUGGAGGGCGGCAGGAAGACGCUGAUCCACUGCUUUGGAGGUCUGGGACGAUCCGCUCUGAUCGCAGCUUGUUUGCUGCUUCAGCUCUCCGUUACCAUGACGGCGAGCGACGCCAUCAAGCUCCUCAGGGAGCUGCGAGGAAGAGGAGCCAUCCAGACCGUGAAGCAGUACAACUUUCUCCACGAGUUUCGAGAGAAGUUGGCGGCGCGCGGGGAGAGCGGAGACGCUUCCACGGAGCGCCCGGUGUCCCGCUGAUCCAGGACGUCUCCUGCCAUUCCUCACAAGUCCUUUCCUCUCUGAGUUGCACUUUAAAUCAAAUCCUUUAAUAUAUUUUCUCUUAAAAUCAAUGAUGGAAAAAAGUUUUUUUCCGGUUUCAUUUUUCUCGUUUUCUUCUUCUGCAGCUUUCAGCUUAACCGUCUGCUUUCGUCUUUUCUUUCUUCUGCAGGUCAAACACAAAACUCUUUUUUUACAUUUGUGUCAUUUAACCCUUGUCCUAUACUAUGACCCCCCCUUCCAUUGACGUGUUCUCCCUACCAUGACAAAGGUGGAUAAAGGUGGAAAGAUUUCAUGUAAUCCAUGGACACCAGUGAAGAUCACAAAUCAUUGAAGAAAAAAGGUUCAGAGCACUGUCUAGUGGGUCUAGAUGACCCAAUGUUAAAGUGCCUAGGAUAGCACAAGGGUUACGCCGGUUUUCUGUCUUCAUUUCGACUGAAAAUGUGAACUUUUUCUCUCAGACGUCGUGUGUUCAUGUGUGAAACCCAGACCUCAGAGUGAAAACAUGAUUAGAUUGAAAUAAAUGUUUUAAUGCGA